Molecule: messenger RNA, 3009 nt
Organism: Adineta ricciae
Lineage: Eukaryota; Metazoa; Rotifera; Eurotatoria; Adinetida; Adinetidae
Source: the annotation of a GenBank genome assembly
AUGAUGUCAUCGACUUAUAUGGAGACUUUACGUGGCUGGUGUCAAGAAUUGCCAGAAGUUCGAUGGAAAGUAGUUCGAGUUUUUCUCAGUUCAACAUUUUCAGACACGCUAACUGAACGCGAUUCUCUAAUUGAAAAUGUUUUUCCAAAGUUGAAAAUUUAUUGUCGUGAAAAAUAUGGUUUAGAAUUUCAAUACGUUGACAUGCGAUGGGGAAUUCCAACCGAAUCAGCUGACAAUCACAGUGAAGUCGAAACAUGUCUCAAAGAAAUCAAACUAUGUCAAAAAAAUUCUGUGGCUACUAAUUUUGUGGUCCUAUUAGGUCAUCGUUAUGGUUCGCGACCAACACCAGCCACUAUUCGUGCAUCACUUUUCGAACAACUCUAUAAAAUCAUUUAUUUCGAUAUGAAUGAAAACGAAGAUGCUCAAUUGCUUUCUCAGUGGUAUCAACUCGAUACAAAUCAGAUACCCGCCGCUUAUAUACUGCGUCCGAUCUCGUCAAUUUUACCUAAAAUUCUAUCUACCGAUAGAAAUGAAGUAAAACAAGCAGAAAAGGAUUUGAAAAAGAUCAAUAAUCGCAUUCGAACAAAAUUACGACAAGCAGCUACAAAAUGUUUAGAACAACAACAAAUUCAAGAAAAUGAAUAUGAUGACUUUUUUGUAUCAGUAACAGAAAAAGAAAUUAUCAAUGGUAUUUUAUCGGUACCAAAUGCCAAUGAACGAACAUUAUGUUUCAUGCGUGAAAUCGACGAUAUUCAUGAACAUUUAUCGGAUAGCAAAGCGUCGAAAUAUAUUGAAUUACAAUAUUCAAAUGAUGGUACACCAAUAGUUGACGAUGAAGUUGAAAAGUUACUCAAUCGUUUAAAAUAUACACGUAUUCCGAGUGUAUUACAAUCCGAAAAUAUUUACAAAUAUAAAAUUCACUGGUCAUCGAAAGGUAUUAAUCGAAAUGAUCAUAGUGAACAUAUAUUACAAUUUAAUAACGAUUUUUACAAUGCAAUUAAACAACAAAUUGAUCAAUGUGUUCAAUCGCGUAUUAUGCCUAUCUCUGAUCCGUUAUAUCAUGAAGUACUGGAACAUGCCAUACAAUGUAAAACAUAUGUCGCGAAAUUUCAUGGACGAACAGAUAUUUUAAAUAAGUUAAAAGAAUAUAUUAAUGACGAGAAUGAAAAUCGUCCGUGUGUUGUCUAUGGAGAUUCAGGUUGUGGAAAAACAAGUUUGUUAGCCAAAGCUGCUAUGGAAAUAUCAAAUUGGUGGCCAAAUCGAUCUGUUUCGAUUAUUUUACGAUUUCUAGGAACGACCCCAUCGUCAUCAACAACGUUAAAAACUCUUCUAUCAGUAUCCGAACAGAUUUGUCGAUUAUAUAACAUAUCAAUGGAAAACUAUUCGAAUGUCUCACAAUUACGAUAUCAAUUAGAAAAGGAUAUAUUAGAAAAAAUCCCUCCCAAUGAAUAUCUUGUUAUCUUAUUUGAUUCAAUCGAUCAAUUAUCAUCAGAUGCACAUAAUUGUAAAUGGAUUCCAAUAAAUUAUCCAAAGAAUGUCAAAUGUAUUAUAUCAAUAUUAUCUGAUCAUGGAAAUGUUCUAUCAAAUUUAAAAAUGAUUAUGAAACAGAAUUCAAAUUUAUUUUUGUUUGCUUCGCCUUUUGAUGCAGCAACUGUUGAAUUUCUUUAUAAUGAUUGGCUUCAAAUGAAACAACAUUCGUUAAGUAAUGAACAUCAUUCGUUUAUUUUGAAUUUACUACAUAGUCGAACAGAAAUUCUUCCUCUGUUUAUGAAACUUAUCUUUGAUAUUGCUCUAACUUGGCAUUCGUACGACAUAAUUGAUGAGAAUUUGAAACAUUUGCAAACCAUCGAUGAUUGUAUUCUUUACCUUUUCAAUCGUUUAAAACGGAUUCAUGGAGAUUUAUUAGUUUCUCGUUCAUUAUGUUAUUUGACAGCGUUGAAAAAUGGAAUUAGUCAGAACGAACUGGAAGAUGUUCUUUCAUUAGAUGACGAAGUGCUGAGAAAUGUUUUUCAGCAUUAUAUACCACCUGUUAAACGUUUACCUGGCAUAUUGUGGACGAGAAUUCGAAAUGAUUUAGAUGAAUAUAUAACUGAAAAAGAAAUGGAUGAUGUAUCGGUCAUUUAUUGAUUUAUCGAAGUAGCAGAGAAAGAGUACGUAUCAACGUUGACUGCGAAACAGAAAACCGAUAUUUUUCUCAAUAUGAUUGAUUUGUAUAACGAAACAUGGAGUGGUAAAGUGAAGCCACUAAAAAUCAAUAACGAAAAUUUGAUUAAAAAGUAUAAUCUCACUGAUGUCAAUGGAGAAGUUCAAGCAAAUCGUUUAAUAAGUUCUCAGCCAAUUGAAUUCGUCGACAGAAAUGGUCAAACUCAAUUUAACAAACGAAAACUAAAGGGAUUACCCCAUUUCUUAAGUAAAAUCAGUCCUGAUGUAUCAAUUCCAAUAGCAGCAGAACGAAUUUUCUUCGACUAUUCAUUUAUGCGUGCAAAAAUGAUCUGUUCAUCCUUUGAUGACGUCAAUGAAGAUUUUGACGGCAUUCUAAACGUAUCAACGUAUGGACUUCGAAAAGAAAUCAGAGCAAUCCAAGAGGAGAUUUCCAUACAUUCGAUGGUCUAUUUGAUAACUGGAAGUUUACUUGAGAAAUAUCCGGAUAAUUAUGGUUUUGAAAUGUCCUCGCGACUUCUUCGUUUAUUUGGAAUAAAACCUUUAUCGGAUAAGAUUGUUGUUUUUGAUAUGAAGGAGAGUAAAACUACUGCUGAUAUAAAUCUACCGAGAUUAAAUCAAUCGUAUUUAAAUUGUACAAUGUUUAAAAAUCCGAAUUUCAUCGGUGAAAAUGUCAAAAAUAUGUUAUUUCUCGUUUAUUCACUGAAUAAAAUUUAUUUAACCAAUUCAAAUGAAGAUAUUAUAUUCAAUAAAUCAUCUCCAUUUGGAUAUUUAUCUGUGGAAAUUUCCCAUACGAAUCCAAUUCUUUGUAUCUUUGCAGAAAUUAACAGGAAUUCACUUGAAUGUUGA